GGUCUUUGAAAGCAAAACACUGCAGGAUCCAGGCAGCGCCGAGUUGGGGAAGGAAUUAAGGGGGCUGUGCCUCCGGUUGCGCGAAGAGUCAAAGUCAUUUCUCUGAAACCUCUGAUAGGUGGGCCUUGGAGGAAACGCCGCGGAGCACUGCAAGGUUCAGAAACACAUUCCUGGGUGUCUGCUUGGGAGAGACAGAAGUUGGCGCUUUUCUGAGCGAAGAUGAGGAGAGAGCAGUAAACCAGCCGGAAGAGCCCCGAAGUGCAGUUCUGGUGUGAGACAGAGAUGGCUGGCCGGAGGGGGUGAACACCGCGAGGGGAGACGGCUUUCUGCCCGCGUCCCGCUUAGAGCAGCCCCAGCCCCCGAGCCAGGCCUGCGGAAUGCACCCUUAGACGCCAUGGACGGAGCCCACAGCGCGGCCCUGCACCUGCAGCAGCUCCCGCCCACCAGCAGCACCAGCCCCCCGAGCCAGGGCUCCUUCUCCUACAAGGAAAACCUGAUCGGCGCCCUGUUGGCGAUUUUCGGGCACCUCGUGGUCAGCAUUGCACUUAACCUCCAGAAGUACUGCCACAUCCGGCUGGCGGGCUCCAAGGACCCCCGGGCCUAUUUCAAGACCAAGACAUGGUGGCUGGGCCUGUUCCUGAUGCUACUGGGCGAGCUGGGCGUGUUUGCCUCCUACGCCUUCGCUCCGCUCUCGCUGAUCGUGCCCCUCGGCGCGGUCUCCGUGAUCGCUAGCGCCAUCAUAGGAAUCAUAUUCAUCAAAGAAAAAUGGAAACCGAAGGACUUUCUGAGGCGCUACGUCUUGUCCUUCGUUGGCUGCGGGUUGGCUGUGGUGGGCACCUACCUGCUGGUGACGUUCGCACCCAACAGUCACGAGAAGAUGACCGGCGAGAACAUCACCAGGCACCUCGUGAGCUGGCCUUUCCUCCUGUACAUGCUUGUGGAGAUCAUUCUGUUCUGCUUGCUGCUGUACUUCUACAAGGAGAAGAACGCCAACAACAUCGUCGUGAUUCUCCUCUUGGUGGCGUUACUCGGCUCAAUGACGGUGGUGACAGUGAAGGCCGUGGCCGGGAUGCUCGUCUUGUCCAUCCAGGGGAACCUGCAGCUCAACUACCCCAUCUUCUACGUGAUGCUCGUGUGCAUGGUGGCAACCGCCGUCUACCAAGCCACGUUCUUAACUCAAGCCUCACAGAUGUACGACUCCUCUCUGAUUGCCAGCGUGGGCUACAUUCUGUCCACCACCACCGCCAUCACCGCAGGCGCGGUGUUCUACCUGGACUUCCUCGGUGAGGACGCGCUGCACAUCUGCAUGUUUGCGCUGGGGUGCCUCAUCGCAUUCUUCGGCGUCUUCUUAAUCACACGGAACAGGAAGAAGGCCGUUCCAUUUGAGCCCUAUAUUUCCAUGGACGCCAUGCCAGGUCUGCAGAACAUGCAUGACAAGGGGAUGGCCGUCCAGCCCGACCUCAAAGCUUCUUUUUCCUACGGGGCACUGGAAAACAACGACAACAUCUCCGAGAUCUACGCUCCUGCCACCCUGCCCGUCAUGCAAGAAGAGCACGGCUCCAGGAGCGCCUCCGGCGUUCCCUACCGAGUCCUGGAGCACACCAAGAAGGAGUGAGCCCACCUCGAAGGGGAUCCCCUACCUCCCCUCCACUUACAGCUGCUCACGCCGUGCUGUCAGUGGUCCAGCUCCCAGUUCUAAAACUUGCCUUUCAAGUCUAAUCUUUGUAAACCGGGAACUGUGCUGAUGGGGAUCUUGAAAAGGCUUUGUCUCUGGCAGAGGGUGUUACCUUGGUCUUGGAAAUUUCAAAGGUUGGGGGUGAGGGGGGAGGACGGAAGCAGGAUCCCAGGUGGGUGGUGUGGUGUUCAGCCUCUGCCUGGUGAGCCAAGCCGGACUUGGGAAGCCUUCAUCCUCCUCGAGGUCGGUGACUGUGCUUCCUCAGUCUCACACCGAAAAGGCUGCCACGUGCUCCAGAGCUAAAGCGAGGCGGAGAGCCUGCGCUUCCUCUCCAAGUCCAGGGAAAGGCUGGAGACCUUUAAGUCUAUCUAAUCUUUCCCCACCUCGAGCGCAGGCCUGCCCUCUGCCCCUCUCACUUGUGCUUCCGUAUUUGUGAUAACAUUUGUGUCGCCUUUGCACAGCCCAGUGGGCCAGCCGUGGGCGGGACAUCCUGUCAUUCACCGGUAGGAAAUGCACUUCUGCCUUCCCGGUGUCUGCGCUCCCCAGUGAAAAUGUGCUUGAUGUGUUUUUAGUGGAUCCGCUCUGAAAAGUAAUUUCGUUUUGGUUCUGUGAACUAUUUGCUUGCUUUCCCUCCCUGCCCGGAAAGGAACUGGGAAGUUAAGAGAAGAAGGACGAGAAUAGGACAGGGGCAGAGAGAUGACACUUCAGCCCGCAAGGGAGGAAGAAACCCUUUCCAUCCUAUAGAAUGGGAUCACAUCACUUAAAAAGAAUAGACGGGAAUUCUGGCUGUUUUACAUGGAUCUUCCUGCACACCAGUGCCCUCUGGGAAGGUUGAGGGAGCUCCUCCCUCCAUCCUCCUCACCUCGCCUGUAGGUCAGUGAACCAAGCUGGAGUUGCUGGUUAAUUUCUCUGGAGUCAGCAGGGACGGUUUGGGUCCCCCAUCCCCAUGGGGAUACAUGUCUGGGAGACGCACUCGAUCUCCGGAAUGGAGCUACAGCCUUCUUUCUGGCUGCAAACCUUCUUCCCCUAGACCGACUGUACGUUUUCAAGAAUGGCGGGUAAAGGUUUGCAAACCUUCAUGAGCCUGCGGAUCCCCUAGGGAGUUCCCUUAAAAUGCAGAAUCCUACACCCCAACCACAGAUAUUCCCAGUGGGACUGGGGUAGGGUCCAAGAGUCUGCAUUCUUACCUAACAGCACAGGUGGUUCUGAUGCAGGUAACCCAAGGAUCACACACCUUGAAAGCCUGAUGUUUGGGAUGAUCUGCUUUAAAACGCCCAGGGCCAACACACUCCUACUGGAAGGUUGGAGUUACCAUUCCUUGUCUCCUUCCCGGGGUUCACUCGGCAGGUCACGUGGUCCCCAAAGGACCAGAGGCGUGUCUCCGUUCAUUGAUUACCACUUAGAGCCACACUUACUGCUUCCCUCGGCCGCCUUUGACCACUGGGCAAGAUAACAGUGUUAACAGACCAGUGUUGAUAGCUCGUUAACCUUUAUGGAUUGUGCUUAAUACUGAUUUAGUACCUUGACUUCAAAAACUGACUGUUGCCUGUGGUAACCACUUCGGUAUUGCAUCUCAGCCACUUCUGCGCUGGGUCUUACAUGCCUAGGAGAGCAGCAGGCGAUGAAGGGCCUUGUUCCCUUGAGGAUAGGUGUCAGCUCCAUGCAACAGUAUUUAUGAGGCAUUCAUUCACUGUUUGUUAAGCACCUGGAU
Molecule: messenger RNA, 3386 nt
Organism: Phyllostomus discolor (pale spear-nosed bat)
Lineage: Eukaryota; Metazoa; Chordata; Mammalia; Chiroptera; Phyllostomidae
Gene: NIPAL3
Product: NIPA like domain containing 3
Exons: 12
Coding region: 395-1615 (406 amino acids)
Biological process (GO): magnesium ion transport
Cellular component (GO): membrane
Molecular function (GO): magnesium ion transmembrane transporter activity
Source: RefSeq, a predicted model, not a curated record